CACAUUGCACCUUUCUUCCUGUCACAUCAAUGGAUUAUCCCAGUAAAUGUGAAUGCACAUAACCAUUAGGCUCAUCACGCACGUACGAAAAUAAGACUCUGACAUGUCCCUUCUAUUUGCUUACAGUUGAUGAAUCCAGCGGGUGCCAUUUGCCUAGUCCCCGGGGAUUUAGUUAUGCCUACGCACGUCUGACGGGCUAUUUGGACACAUGCAGAGCUGAAGGCGUGAGUUUAUCCCUCCAGACAUAUCGCUGUUUGCAUGCACAGUCACUCGCAGGGGAAGCGUAAUCAAGAAAAGUCGCUGAAGGAAACCGCCGCCGUAGUACUUAGCCACAGAGAUCAAUCGAGCGUUUUAGUGAAAGCCACGCAGACAAUCGUAGACUCUGCUCCUAUAAGAAGAAUCUGCUAGAAAGGCAGCAUCUUGUCGUGCUUUAAGCAGACUCGUUACGUAGGGCAGAAUCUUAAAGACGCUUGCUGUGCUUUGAAUAGACUUGUAGGACUCAGAAGAAUUUUUAGCUAGCCAGGAUAGAAGUCUGCAGCUAUGGAGAACGUUACCGUCCCUGAGACCUAUCCCACGCCUGUCACUGUCGUGGUGAGUAUGGUUGUUGUAGUCAUCAUUGUCUUCAUAGUGGCGGGGAAUGUCUUGGUGUUUGUGGCGUGUUUCACAGCCACAAGUCUCCGCACCAUACAGAACUGGUUCCUGCUGUCGCUAGCCGCCAGCGAUCUUCUGGUGGCCAGUACAAUCAUGCCGUUUACGCUGGUCAAAGAACUGUUAGGUUACUGGAGUUUCGGAGAGAUUUGGUGCGAAGGAUGGCUCGCCCUAGACGUGCUUGCGUGCACUGCGUCUAUCUGUAAUCUGUGUAUGAUUAGUUUUGAUCGCUAUUGGUCGGUUGUGGAUAUCCAGUACGCUAGGACCAGGAGCGCGAAGCGUGUCGGUGGGAUGAUAGCGGCGGUGUGGAUCAUCUCGCUAGCCGUAAGCGUCCCUCCCCUCAUCGGGUGGCGCGACCCGUCCGAGCACAUGGACACCUACCCCGUCUGCAAUCUGCGCAAGCUGCCCGAAUACGUCCUGUUCUCCGUCUCCGCCUCCUUCUACAUCCCGCUAGUUGUCUUAAUCGUCGUCUACUCGCGAAUCCUCUACCUGACCAGAAAGCAGUUCCGUAAGUCCCUAUCCCUUACCUCUACUCCUAGACCCACAUCGACUACCUCGAAGAUAAACGCCUCCCAAAUUACAUGCAGGACUUUAGACGAUCCACUAAGUCCCUCGCCGAUCGUCAGUCAUAGAGCAGCGGCAAAGGCACUGAACAACUCGUCCAAAAACAACAACACAUUCCCUUUCCCUACCAUAAAACUCCAACUGCGCUCAUCCGUGGCUAAAAACAACAUCUCUGUCGAGGUGGUUACCGGGACUGAGGACCAUGGUCGGAAUGUCGAGCAAAAAAGUGCCCCAACCAGCCGGGCUACGCUCAGUCCACCGCCACAGUUCGAAGUGAGAGCGGAGAGUAGCGGACCAUGCGUGUUCACCGGUGACUUGGCUAAAACCAUCACCCCCCUCCCCACCCCGGACACUAGCCCCCGCAGUGCAGCCAGUAAUAGGAGCAUCUGCCAUGCCAUCCAACAGAAAACAUGUAGCAGGAAGGAGAGACGAGUGACGCGAAUCAUCGGCAUGGUCAUGACGGCGUUCGUGGUGUGCUGGUUCCCGUUUUUCGUGUGCUACCCUGUCAUGGUGUUGUGUCAAGACUGUGGUUUCCCCGAGUGGGCCUUUGACAUUGUGUUCUGGUUAGGGUACUGUAACAGUGGUCUGAAUCCUGUCAUCUACACAGUCUUUAAUGAAGAUUUCCGUAAAGCGUUUAAAAAGAUACUGUGUAAGUGGAGGGCAGCAAAGCCGUAGGUGUCUUCUUCUAUGUAAUUCAAAUUACAAUGUACUAGUUUAUGAUGCUUGUGAUUUCUGGGCCAGAUGAAAAUAUAUAUUGUUGUUGUUAUGAUUAUAAUAUCUAUUAAUAUUGUGAACCAUACGUUGGAAUUUUUUUCUGAAUGUAAAGAUAUAUGUAACUAUCAUAUCAGAGAAUUAUGUUGCAAAUUUUAUUGUUUUUACCGAAAUGUACCCCAAUUGGGUACGGAAUUGUUCAGGUUCCUUUGGUAGUGUGUGCGGUAUGGCCAUGGAAAAUGUGACUUAUAUGAUACGCUUUCCAUAAGUGUCUGUUCCGUUCAAAUGAAAGACGUACUGUGAAAAGAAA
Messenger RNA from Branchiostoma floridae (Florida lancelet), 2233 nucleotides. RefSeq names its product probable G-protein coupled receptor No18. Gene Ontology annotation, cellular component: membrane. The transcript has a single exon. Gene Ontology annotation, biological process: adenylate cyclase-activating adrenergic receptor signaling pathway. Bases 541 to 1887 code for a protein of 448 amino acids. Gene Ontology annotation, molecular function: G protein-coupled receptor activity. Lineage: Eukaryota; Metazoa; Chordata; Leptocardii; Amphioxiformes; Branchiostomatidae. The record is from RefSeq and is a predicted model, not a curated record.